AUGAGUAAAAACGGCGCGCUACUCACCCCGGAUUCGGACGGAGGUGAUGCCGCCCUGUGCUCACCCCCGGCUCGCGCCAAGCGAGGCGAGCUGGGUGAGCGAGCACCCGUGUCUCACCAAUCAUGGGGGCUAAAACGCCAGGUGCCUCGGCGCGGGCUGUGCAAAGCCCGACCUCAGUGGAGAUUCACGGUAAUGGUGAUGGCCGUAAUUGGCCCCUUCGAGUCUGUCGUCCCAGCGCCCACCGAGGUUCUAAGUGUGUCCAAUGGAAAUACGGGCCGUUUCAAAAGCAGCGUCGCCGAGCCUACCCUUUAA
Messenger RNA from Fonsecaea erecta, 312 nucleotides. RefSeq lists its product as hypothetical. The transcript has a single exon. Bases 1 to 312 code for a protein of 103 amino acids. The record is from RefSeq and is a predicted model, not a curated record. NCBI's taxonomy places the organism in Eukaryota, Fungi, Ascomycota, Eurotiomycetes, Chaetothyriales, Herpotrichiellaceae.